Messenger RNA from Salmo salar (Atlantic salmon), 4567 nucleotides. NCBI's taxonomy places the organism in Eukaryota, Metazoa, Chordata, Actinopteri, Salmoniformes, Salmonidae. The record is from RefSeq and is a predicted model, not a curated record.
AAACUACUGUCGUAAAACAACUAUCGUAAAACAGCUGUCGUAAAAACAACGGUCGUAAAAACAACGGUCGUAAAAACACGUCCUGUUCGUGUGAAUAUUUUUUUUUUUAUUCGAUGUCCUUUAAUUUUACGCCAAAAUACUACGUGAAGUAUCUAUUUUCAAGAUUGAAAUUGUGAUUUAUAAUUUUAAAUUAUGUUGAAUGUGUAACAUUAGGGGGGUUUGUAAUUUUAGGACAGCUAGCUACUUCCUUAUGUGAGCUGGUCAGGUGGUUAGUACCAGCGGAGUAAAUAUGGCAACGGUCAUGAUGUACAUUUUACAUCAAAUACUUUCACUGUAUUAACUACUGGGACUUUUAUAUAUACCAGUACAUGACGUUCCCACUGCCGAUAUUACCCGGUAACGGUGCACGAUUCCCGGACGAGCAAUGUGUCAUUGAUGGGGGGGGUCGGGAUACGGUCGUGUUCCGUUUUGCAUCGUCUGACGUCGGUACUGUACGGGGGACGGAGCCGGGGGACCGAGCCAGAUAGAUAGUCCCCGGUGUUAAGUGUUAUUGUUUAUAUUACAGCGGUGACAGACAGACAGACAGGUAUAACAGACAGACAGACUUUGGUCAGAUGUCAUGUUGAUGCGGGGACAGAGACAACCGUCAGUGUCAUGGACUGUUACUCCCAGCCAGUAGAGGGAUACAGACCGACAGACAGACAGACUGGCUAUCAGGCAGACAGACAGGCAGACAGACAGACAGACAGACAGCUAGCCUAGUGGAUGGACUUCCUCUGAUGUCAUAGCUGACCCCCGGCCCGCCCGGUCCAGAGAAAAUGAUUGGUGCCCCAGAUGUGGUGACGUUUACUAAAGAGGAUGAUUUUGGGGAGGUAGGGUACCCCGACCCCCGGGUGGUACCAGAGGAAUUCUCUGUCCCUCUGUUCCCAUCGAACAACAACGCUAACCCCUGGGCCAAGACCUCGUACGCCAAGUUCACUAAGGACUUCAUCCUCAUAUCAGAGUUCUCCGAGCAGGUGGGCCCCCAGCCUCUGCUCACCAUACCUGAUGACCCAAAAGUGUUCGGGACCUUUGACCUGAACUACUUCAGUCUGAGGAUCAUGUCUGUUGACUACCAGGCCUCGUUCGUAGGGCACCCUACCGGCAGCGGAUACCCACGACUCAGUUUUGUGGAGGACUCCCGUGUGGUGCUGGGCGACUCUAAGGAAGGAGCGUUCGCCUACGUCCACCACCUGACUCUGUACGACCUGGAGGCCCGGGGUUUCGUCCGCCCGUUCUGCAUGGCGUACGUCUCCGCCGACGAGAGGAAGAUCAUGCAGCAGUUCCAGGAGCUGUCGCUCCGCUUCUCACGAGCCUCCGAGCUCCUGAAGACCGGAAACCGACGGGCCUUCGCCCGCGAGCUGCAGAGGAAGCUACGAGACCUGGAGUACACGCGGUCCGUUCUGCAGACAGAGGAAGGGCUUCAGCGCGAGGCGGGGCCUCAGGGCUGUUACUCCGCCCACGCGGUGGACAAGGCCAAUGAGCUUGCAGCGAUGGAGAAGAGUAUCUUCGAGCACCGAGACCUGCUGAGACAGAUCACCUCGUACCUUCUCCGCCCCCGCCGAGACCCCCACGCAGCACACUGCCAACACUGCGUCACCGAGUCCCGCAAACACAGAGACUCCUCGCCUCCUGGUUCCGACCCCGGCGGCGAGGAGGAGGAGGGAGAGAGGAGGAGGAGGAGACAGUCUUACACCCCUCAGCUGAUGAAAGGGACCGCGAAAUGUUUCGCCAAACGUCUGAAGAACAUGACGGAGUUAUGCGAGGAGUGGUUCUAGGCCGCGGUGGAACUUCUCGCUCACACGGAGAGGUGUUUCCGGGGGGAUCUGUGUUACCUGUACACCCGCCGCUUGGACCGAGCUCUACGCAGGAAACAGAACGUCGUCAACUUCCUGUUCGAGGAGGAGCUCGGGGAGGAAGAAGAGGAGGUAGCGGCGCUGGGAAGAAUCUUCUGUUCUCUAAACCACGCGACGGGGACGGACCGACGCUCGCGUCUUAUACACACCCCUUCCGUCGCGCUUUGCCCCGAGCCAGACCUUCCAGAGGUGUACCCUCUCUGUCCUGAUAACUCUGCCCCGCAGAGCGACGCCCUGGCUGGGGACGAGAGGCUGGAGUCGUCACUCUCUGAUCUGACCGUGGAGACACAGGACCAAGAAAGCUCUGAGGAGAAUAAGGACAGCUUUAGUAGUGACAGGAGUGGAGGAGAGGAAGAGGAGGAGGAGGAAGGACAGGAGGAAGGAGACCAGACCCCUGUUUUUCUGCUGGAGACUGAGGAAGGGGGAGAGGGUGAGAACGAAGGAGGGUUUGAGAGAGGGGCUGAGACAGGACAGAGAGGGGCUGAGACAGGGGAGAGAGGGGCUGAGACAGGACAGAGAGGGGCUGAGACAGGACAGAGAGGGGCUGGGACCGAGACAGGACAGAGAGGGACCGAGACAGGACAGAGAGGUGCCGAGACAGAGGAGAGAGGGGCCGAGACAGGACAUAGAGGGACUGAGACAGGACAGAGAGGGGCCGAGACAGGACAGAGAGGUACUGAGACAGGACAGAGAGGGGCUGAGACAGGACAGAGAGGGGCUGAGACAGGACAGAGAGGUGCCGAGACAGGACAGAGAGUUCCUGACCCUGAGUUGUUGGUCCACAUGGACACGGCCUGCUGCAUGUCUCAGGCCGAAGGCUUCCUGUCCAACUCUUCUCCCACAGACACGCUACCUGCUUCUGGGCUGCAGCCCGGCUCUCUACCCCUCCCACCGGUGGUCAGCCAGGAGCCCCAGGCCAUGCUGUCGAUCCAGGGGGUCUACGGCCUGGGUUCCCCACACUACCAGAACCCCGGGGCUGGACUGGACCUGCCCGUCUCCUCCUUGGGAGAUGCCACCUCCAAGGGGUCGGACCAGGACGGGUCGGACUGUACCACGUCAGCGUCUACGGGGUCGGAACGGGCCGGUUCACCUCCGGGGUACGGCGGGGUGGUGGUAACGCUGAGGCAGAAGAAGAGGGCUGGACAGGAAGCCCUCAGGUUUGUGCGUCAGUAUCCGUUUGCCUUGCAUGCCCUGUGGUCCCUACUGAGUGGUCGGACCCUGGUGGUCCUGGGAUCCGAGGAGGGGAGGGUCAGGAGGCUGGUGUCCGCUCUAGCCCUCUACGUGCCUGGACCCGGGCGCUGUGGGGAGAGGGUCCAGCCUUGGCUCUCCUGCCCCUUCAGCCUCACUGACCUACAGAGGUGGAAACUCAUAGGACUGCAGAGGGUGGCUUCUCCCGUGGGGACCAGCAUGCUCUGCUCUCUGUCUCGCUACAGCCGUUACAUCUCCGUCCUGGACGCCGACCGGAAGACCCUCCGUUGCCCCGGCUACCGCGGAACCCUCCUGUCCAACAUGGCGGACCGCCGUACCCGGCUCCGGCGAGGAUCCACCUACUUCUUACAUCUCCAGAACGUGCUCAGUCGACUGGCCGCCCGGGCUUUCCACCUUAGCUUUACACAUCACCUCCAUCUUCCCAUCAGCCACCGCCGGGAGCAGAGACAGGAAGUAGAGGAGAGGACGCGGGGCUUCCUGAGGGAUCAGCUCGGGCUCGGCGAAGACGACUGUUCCGUCCUGAUGUACCUGAGUCAGCUGAUCACCCGGCACUACCUGGAGACGGACAACAUACUAGACCCGACCACUGGGGGUGCUGUAACCCCAGAGACGGGCCUAGACCCGACCACUGGGGGUGCUGUAACCCCAGAACCGGGCCAAGACCCGACCACUGGGGGUGCUGUAACCCCAGAACCGGGCCAAGACCCGACCACUGGGGGUGCUGUAACCCCAGAGACGGGCCUAGACCCGACCACUGGGGGUGCUGUUAUCCCAGAGACGGGCCUAGACCCGACCACUGGGGGCGCUGUAACCCCAGAGACGGGCGUUGACCCGACCACUGGGGGUGCUGUAACCCCAGAGACGGGCGUCGACCCUACCACUGGGGGCGCUAUAACCCCAGAGACGGGCGUCGACCCGACCACUGGGGGUGCUGUAACCCCAGAGACGGGCCUAGACCCGACCACUGGGGGUGCUAUAACCCCAGAGACGGGCCUAGACCCGACCACUGGGGGCGCUGUAACCCCAGAGACGGGCCUAGACCCGACCACUGGGGGCGCUAUAACCCCAGAGACGGGCCUAGACCCGACCACUGGGGGUGCUGUAACCCCAGAGACGGGCCUAGACCCGACCACUGGGGGCGCUGUAACCCCAGAGACGGGCCUAGACCCGACCACUGGGGGCGCUGUAACCCCAGAGCAGAACCUAGACCCGACCACUGGGGGUGCUGCCAGGAAGAGAGCUCCACCCAGCUUCACUUUUAACUACACCACUAGUCUCCUAUACAAGAUCUGAUCUGAAACACUGACCGAGGAUCGAAUCUCUGAGAGCCCUCGAGUCUUCUCUCCUCACCUCCUCAAAACAGCACUGGAGACAGAUGGGAGAUUUCGCUCUAGGUUGGAGACCGUCUCCUAGGUAAUCGGGAGAGACUGAGGAGGGAGCGAGGGGUUUUAGUGAAUGUAAUG